AUGAGAAUGAACUAUGAAGGCAUAGUGUUGUUUUGUUUCAAUCUUCCCCGGUACGGUACGCAUGCACCAACACCACCACCUUCACUUCAAUGUUCAAUCAAUCAAUCAUCUUCAACAACAACAACAACAACACAUUCAAUUCCAUUUCCACGCUUCUACUCUAAUCCUCACAUUCCAAUUUCACCAAAUUCCGAUUCCAAUUUCACCGAUUUUCUCAACAAACUCAGCGCUACGCACUCAUCACAAUGAGUUUUCAGGACAUACAAUCCGGCCGCCGAAACCUAACCAACGGCAAACAAGACCCGACGCAAGCGGUGGCUUCCGGCGUAUUCCAGAUCAACACCGCCGUUUCCACUUUUCAGAGACUCGUUAACACUCUCGGAACCCCCAAAGACACGCCAGAGCUUCGCGAGAAACUGCAUAAGACGAGACUUCAUAUUGGACAAUUGGUAAAGGAUACUUCUGAUAAACUUAAGCAAGCUAGUGAAAUUGAUCACCAUGCUGAUGUUAAUGCAACCAAGAAGAUAGCAGAUGCUAAAUUGGCGAAAGAUUUUCAGGCAGUGUUGAAAGAAUUUCAGAAGGCACAGCGUCUUGCAGCUGAGAGGGAGACAGCUUACACUCCUUUUGUUCCACAAGCAGUUCAGCCAUCCAGCUAUACAGUCAGCGAAGCAGGUGUUAGUUCCGAUAAAAGCCAAGAACAGCAGGCCCUUCUUGUGGAAUCCAGAAGACAGGAGGUAAUAUCCUUAGAUAAUGAGAUUUCCUUCAAUGAGGCUAUCAUUGAGGAAAGAGAACAAGGCAUUCAAGAAAUCCAGCAGCAGAUAGGUGAAGUGAAUGAGAUCUUCAAAGAUCUUGCUGUGCUUGUUCAUGAGCAAGGAGCAAUGAUUGAUGAUAUUGGGACCAACAUUGAGAAUUCUCAUGAAGCUACUGUCCAAGCAAAAUCGCAACUUGUUCAAGCUUCAAAGACACAAAGAUCAAAUUCAUCUUUGGCGUGCUUGCUUCUGGUGAUAUUUGGAAUCGUGCUUCUCAUCAUCAUCAUUAUUGUUGCUGCUUAGUCCAUUAUGAAUCAAAUGCAGUAUUUACUGAGCUGCAGACUCUCUCCUGCUGAUGUAACAAAAAAAGAAAAGAAAAAGAAUCUCACUGAUACUUCCACUGAAUAGUGUUUUACCCAAUCUCAUGAAUGACUAGGUUUUGUCACUGUCUCAUCCGGUUUCAGUACACGGCGUGGGAAAUCACCGACUCUAUCCUGUCUUUGUUGUUUAGGGGGGGGUAUGUUCUCAUCUUUAUGUUGGUUGUUUGGAAUUUUAAGGAUGUGUCACAACCUGCUUGUUGUGUAAGUCGUGUUUUUGUUUAUAUUUAAUAAAAUAAAUAGUUAAUUCAUUCUUUA
This is a messenger RNA of Trifolium pratense (red clover), 1384 nucleotides long. RefSeq names its product syntaxin-22-like. Gene Ontology annotation, molecular function: SNARE binding; SNAP receptor activity. Gene Ontology annotation, cellular component: SNARE complex; membrane; endomembrane system. The transcript has 7 exons. Lineage: Eukaryota; Viridiplantae; Streptophyta; Magnoliopsida; Fabales; Fabaceae. The record is from RefSeq and is a predicted model, not a curated record. The coding region runs from base 246 to 1052 and encodes 268 amino acids. Gene Ontology annotation, biological process: intracellular protein transport; vesicle-mediated transport; vesicle fusion.